GAGCGAAGACUGUGGAUGGGAAAUGGAAAUCUGAUCCUCUUAUCUUGACCACACAACAUCAUUCACAGAUAACCAAAAAAAAUAUACAAAGCCCAAGUGAAGAAGCUAAAAGAAAAACACAGCACACCAAGUGAUAACCAAUGGCGGGAAUCUCCAGUGCUGCUAUAUUGGCCUCUCGGCCAUGCUCUUCGUGCUCAUCCAAGACCAAAUCUUUCUUCUCUGUACACUCAUCUCAUGGGCGGAAAUUCUAUGGAGGGAUUGGAGAUCCUCUCAAGAAUGAACGGUUUCAAUUCCGCCUCUCAAUUUCUAAUGUUGCCACUGACACUAGUCCCGCCGCCCAGGACCAGGUCCAAAAGCUCCCUUCCUCCAAGGAAUCCCAAAGGCCCGUUUACCCGUUUGCAGCCAUAGUCGGUCAAGACGAAAUGAAACUCUGCCUCCUCCUAAACGUAAUCGACCCUAAAAUCGGUGGCGUCAUGAUAAUGGGCGACCGUGGCACGGGCAAAUCCACCACCGUCCGCUCACUAGUCGAUCUCCUCCCCAAUAUCCAAGUAGUCGCGGGCGACCCGUUUAACUCCGACCCGGAAGACGCCGAGGUCCAAGGCCCGGAAGUUCGCGAACGGGUCUCCAAAGGCGAACAACUCCCGAUAAUCCUCACCAAGAUCAACAUGGUCGAUUUACCGUUAGGCGCCACCGAAGAUCGAGUAUGUGGCACGAUCGACAUCGAAAAAGCUUUAACCGAAGGCGUAAAAGCUUUCGAGCCGGGACUUCUCGCUAAAGCCAAUCGAGGCAUUCUUUACGUUGACGAGGUCAACCUUUUGGACGAUCAUCUUGUGGACGUGCUUUUGGACUCAGCUGCUUCGGGUUGGAACACGGUUGAAAGAGAGGGAAUCUCGAUUUCUCAUCCGGCCCGUUUUAUUCUAAUUGGGUCGGGAAAUCCGGAAGAAGGCGAGUUACGACCCCAGCUGCUCGACCGGUUCGGGAUGCACGCACAGGUGGGGACUGUCAAAGAUGCCGAGCUCCGGGUCAAGAUUGUUGAGGAGAGGGCCCGGUUUGACCGGAGCCCGAAGGAGUUUCGUGAGUCCUACUCGGCCGAGCAGGAGAAGCUCCAGCAACAGAUAUCGGCUGCUAGGGGAUCACUCUCGACUGUCACGAUUGAUCAUGAACUUAGGGUUAAGAUAUCGAGGGUUUGUGCUGAGCUGAAUGUUGAUGGGUUGAGGGGCGAUAUCGUAACUAACCGGGCGGCGAGGGCUUUGGCGGCGCUCAAGGGGAGGGAUAAAGUGGCGGCUGAGGAUAUUGCGACUGUUAUUCCGAAUUGUUUGAGGCAUCGGCUCAGGAAGGAUCCUUUGGAGUCGAUUGACUCGGGUUUGCUCGUGAUUGAGAAGUUUUACGAGGUUUUUAGCUGAGCUGAGUGAGGUACUUUAUGAUUUUUUUUUCAGCAUUUUUUUGUAUUUAGGUGUUCAAUUCGAAAGCUGCGAAGGAAACGGACAGCUGAAUCUAUUUUUUUUUUUUUUUGU
Molecule: messenger RNA, 1514 nt
Organism: Striga asiatica
Lineage: Eukaryota; Viridiplantae; Streptophyta; Magnoliopsida; Lamiales; Orobanchaceae
Source: the annotation of a GenBank genome assembly